Messenger RNA from Penicillium odoratum, 1830 nucleotides. RefSeq lists its product as uncharacterized. Lineage: Eukaryota; Fungi; Ascomycota; Eurotiomycetes; Eurotiales; Aspergillaceae. The transcript is spliced from 3 exons. Bases 1 to 1830 code for a protein of 609 amino acids. The record is from RefSeq and is a predicted model, not a curated record.
AUGCCAGCAAUACCUUCACCGUUCUUGGAGAAUUCCCUAGUGCAUCGUAGCACAGACCCGACUUACAAUGCCACCGUUCCCAGUCUCGAGGUCAUCUGCGCCUGGCCGGUAUCUGGACAAUAUGGACCAGGGACUCGAUAUUUGUACGAACCUCUCUACGAGCCCAGCGGAAUAGAUCCUGACCAUGCUUGCAGAUAUUACGUCUUAAUGGCGGCCUGUGUGUUGGCACGCAAGGAGGAAUUUAUUCGUAAUGCUUGUCUGGCUGCUGUCUUACUUUUUCCCGCUGUCGCGGCCCUGCAUGGAAUCGUUCUUGCGGCCCUUCAUGUCGACGGGGCCGUUGACAUGGAUGUCUACGGGGCUUUCCAGCUGUGCGCAAUCGGCAUCCUGACUGCCCCAGCCACUGUGAAACUGUCAAACACCUACUUCAAUAACCCAGGUCGAAAUAUCAUAUUCCUCUGGACGACCCUUCAACUGGCGGGCCUACUUAGUCUAACUGUAGAAUUCAUCCGCAUAACCCCUACCAUCUGCCCUGCCGAUGAUCCAGCGACAUCCAUCUGGGCCGAGACAAAGGCUUUCUACUACAAUACUACCUGCGGCAUGGUUUGUAAUGAGACUGUCGGCCCAACAUCACCACUUCGACAAGGCUCAGCAAAUAACAUAUACGUGAUUCCAGCGCCCCAUCAACUGGACUUCAACACCGCAACCCUGCUGGCAGCCGCCUGCUGCAUCCCCGCCAUCCUGUCGAUGGUAUCCACGUGGAUCAAGAUCCUUGAUGGAAAUUGGGAAAAACUGAUGGGAAGGCGGAAGAAGAAGGACAAUGAACCCAUUUCCGGUACUAAUGGUGCCACCCCGAUUCAGAUGAAGGGAAUUACGGAGAGGAUCCGUGGAUGGUUGACCUUGAUCGAGAUCCCGGUUUUCGUGGCAGGCGUCUUGGCUAUUAUUGUCAAGGGGGAAAUGAACUUCUGGAGUGAGCCCGUGGACUAUCAAACGGAGCCCAUAGCAAGUAUAGGCCAAUGGGCCCCUAUUGUCGGUACUGGUCUAGCAGUGAUGGGAUCGCUCUAUCUAAUGUUCGCUGCUGAUAUGGAAGCCGAAGAAAAACAAAUCGGCCCACUACAUGAAAGAACAGAACCAAGAUGUGCCGACUGCGGCGGAAAUGCCAUUCGUGACAGCACCGACUCCACGGAAUCCCCAGCACGAUCCAACAGUACCGCAUCAGCUCCCUCCCCCGAUCUAGCACACACGACGACAUUCUCCACCAUCCGCCAAGAGAUGACCACUCAAUCUGGACCAGACCCUGGAGGCAGAAGAAAAGUAGCCCAGUUCUUCAACGCAGCAAGCACCUACCUCGCCGCGAAAGCACAUAACAACUUCGAGGACACAGGCUUCGAGGUUCACGAACGAACAAAUUUUCCCGAGAUCCCAGCUGAAAACCUUCGAAACAAGCAUCUCCCCGAGAUACGAGAAGUUUAUAACACCCCAAUCCCACGCUCCAGAGCUGCAAGUUUCAUCGGAAGUGAUACUUCUAACGGGGAGGGUAGUAGUUCUCGAAGGCACAGACGCCAGUUCUCAUUACCGACUCGGCCUUCGCCCACUGCGAAUCGUCGUCCACAUUCGAAUACAGUACCGGCGGAUGGGGGCCCAUUUGAGGGUCCCACUUUUCUUGAAAUCAGGAGUUUUUAUGGCAAAUUGUCGCCGCAGCAGUGGAGUCCUCCUGAGGGGAUGACUCCUGAUGAGCACCAUGAUGAUCAAGAUGCUUAUAUAUCGGAUGAAAAUCAUCCGGUCUUACCCAAUGGGCCCGCUACACCUAAGAUCGUGGUUUCGUCUGACUAA